This is a messenger RNA of Megalops cyprinoides (Indo-Pacific tarpon), 3281 nucleotides long. It is a transcript of the gene tmc2b, whose product is annotated as transmembrane channel-like 2b. Gene Ontology annotation, biological process: vestibular reflex; detection of mechanical stimulus involved in sensory perception of sound. Gene Ontology annotation, molecular function: mechanosensitive monoatomic ion channel activity. The coding region runs from base 1 to 2883 and encodes 960 amino acids. Lineage: Eukaryota; Metazoa; Chordata; Actinopteri; Elopiformes; Megalopidae. The record is from RefSeq and is a predicted model, not a curated record. The transcript has 20 exons. Gene Ontology annotation, cellular component: plasma membrane.
AUGCCUCGAAAGAAGAGUGACAUCGCUAUAAAAAUGGAGGAUGUGGGAAUGGAAAUUGAUGGGGAGGUGGAGAGUGACAGUGAAGCCACAGCGAAAAGGAGGCAGCAGAAGUCUUCCUCAUCAGCCUCCAGAAACAGUGGAACGGGACGCAAGAGCAGGAAGGCAGCCAGCGAGAGUGAGGAAGAGGACGAGGAGGAGGAAGACGAGCCUCCCAAGAAGAGGAAAGCCAACAAGAAGAAGGCAGCCAAGACCUACGACAGCGAGGAGGAAGAGGAGAGCGAGGACGAGAAGAGCAAGAAACGAAAAAGCGGAACAGGGGCCAACAAGAAGAAGAAGAAGGCCAAGGUGCAGGACAGCGAUGAGGAGAGCGAAGAAGAAGACAGCCACAAGAAAAAGAAAGGAGCCAGCAAGAAGGAGAAGGAGGAGAAAAACAUGAAGAACAAGAAGGAGCAGGAAGAAACCAAAGGCAAGGGAAAGGCCAAAGGGAACGAGAAAGACAAGAAAAAGAAGAACAAACUCAGCAGCUCCUCCGCCUCGGAGGGUGAAUCGGACGAGGAGUCGCUGUCGGAGGGGGAGAUGGCGCGGCUGAAGGAGGAGGUGGAGGAGAAGAAGAAGCUCAUCUCCAACCUGAGGAACAAGCCCUGGCGCAUGAAGAGGAGACUGAAAAGCUUGAAAGAUGCUCAGGAGUUUGUGGAGAAGUUUGAAGGAGCUUUGGGAAAAGGCAAAGGAAGAAAGCUAUAUGCCUAUAAAGUGAUGAUGACAAAGAAAUGGAUCAAGUUUAACAGAGACUUUGAAAAUUUUAAGACAGCAUGCAUACCUUGGGAAAGGAAAAUAAAAGAAGUUGAAAGCCAUUUUGGGUCUUCUGUUGCUUCGUACUUCAUAUUUCUCCGAUGGAUGUACGGAAUGAAUCUGGUCCUCUUUGGCUUCAUGUUCGGACUGGUGGUGAUCCCUGAGGUUUUGAUGGGCCUUCCCUAUGGAUCUAUCCCCCGGAAAACUGUGCCGAGAGCCGAGCAGGCCAGAGCCAUGGAUUUCUCUGUCCUCUUUGAUUUUGGUGGUUAUUGCAAAUAUUCUGUUCUUUUCUAUGGUUACUACAACGACCAGCGGACGAUCGGCUUUCUGAAGUUCAGACUACCACUGUCAUACCUUUUAGUUGGAGUCGGAACCUUUGGCUACAGUCUCAUGGUUGUCAUCAGAACAAUGGCAAAGAACUCCAACGAGGGCGGGGAUGGAGCGGAGGAGGGGGAGUUCACCUUCGCCUGGAAGUUGUUCACCAGCUGGGAUUACCUCAUCGGAAACGCAGAGACGGCCGACAACAAGUUUGCAUCCAUAACCACCAGCUUUAAGGAAUCCAUUGUGGAUGAGCAGGAGAACCAGAAGGAUGAAAACAUCCACCUGAGGAGGUUUCUCCGUGUUUUAGCCAACUUCCUGAUUCUCUGCAGUCUCGGAGGAAGCGGAUACCUCAUUUACUUUGUCGUUAAGAGAUCGCAGGAAUUUGCCAACAUGGAUGAAGAUGAACUGACCUGGUUUCAGAAGAAUGAGGUUGAAUUUGUGAUGUCACUUCUGGGACUGGUAUGCCCGCCCCUUUUUGAAACGAUUGCUGAGCUUGAGGAGUACCACCCACGGAUCGCCCUGAAAUGGCAGCUGGGGAGAAUCUUUGCCCUUUUUCUGGGCAACUUGUACACUUUUCUUUUUGCCUUGUUCGAUGAAGUGAAUGCAAAGUUGGAGAAGGAGAAGUCCAUCAAGAACGCCACGGUCUGGGCGAUGAACGAGCACUAUGCCAAUUAUUCAGCAUACCAGAACACCACGGACAUCCCCCCACCCGACAUCGACCCUGCCGAUGUCAUCAGAGGGCCGUGCUGGGAGACCGCCGUUGGCAUAGAAUUUGUGAAGCUCACGGUGUCUGACAUCCAGGUGACGUAUCUGACCAUCCUGAUCGGGGACUUCCUGCGGGCCCUGAUUGUGCGCUUCCUGAACUACUGCUGGUGCUGGGACUUGGAGGCGGGAUUCCCAUCUUAUGCAGAAUUUGACAUUAGUGGCAAUGUACUGGGACUCAUCUUCAAUCAAGGAAUGAUUUGGAUGGGGGCGUUCUACGCCCCUGGGCUGGUGGGCAUUAACGUGCUGCGCCUGCUGACCUCCAUGUACUACCAGUGCUGGGCGGUUAUGAGCUGCAACGUUCCCCACGAGCGCGUCUUCAAGGCCUCGCGCUCCAACAACUUCUACAUGGGACUGCUGCUGCUGGUGCUCUUCCUCAGCCUCCUCCCUGUCGUUUACACCAUCAUGACCCUGUCGCCCUCCUUCGACUGCGGCCCCUUCAGUGGAAGGCAGAAAAUGUAUGAUGUCAUAAUGGAGACGAUUGAGAAGGACCUUCCUGCUUUUAUGGGGACUCUGUUCACCUAUGCAGCGAACCCUGGCCUGAUCAUACCAGCUGUGCUGCUCAUGGUGUUGGCCAUUUACUACCUGAAUUCAGUUUCCAAAGCGUACCAAAAUGCCAAUAUUGAACUGAAGAAGAAGAUGCAAAUGCAAAGAGACGAGGAGAAGAACCGCAGGAACAAUAAAGACAGCACCAACCAGGUGAUGAAGGACCUGGAGGACCUGCUGCCCAACAAGUCCCUGAUCCCCCCUCCCGUCAUUGAGGAACCUGCUGACAACAAGGUGGAGUCGAGUGCCAAGUCUCCGAAGGUGUCUGGGAAACCGGGAGCAGCAACCAAUGGGAAAGGAGGGGUAGCCCUACAGAGGGAUGUGUCGCUGGCCACGCCCAACCCCCGUGGCCCUGUGACACGCCCUCCUGGCCCCCGACGUCCCGGACCGCUCCCAGGAAAUCCCCGCAUGCAGGCACCGGGGCCCGGGAGGGGCAGGGGGCGUGGCCCACCCCCUCGGCAUUAGUAUGAGUGAGCAUACUCACUCGAGGGACCAAUAGGACUCCUUCAUCCCACAUCGCCAUGUAUGGGCUUUUGCAGCCAGAGUUAAAGAAAUUCAGCUACCCAGAGACUCAGAGCUGCUACCACCACUUCACUGAUUAGUGUCAUUGUGGUGAAUUAGACAACCAUUCGUUUAAAGUCAGACAAACUGGACACCAUCCCUGCUAAAUCAGUAAAUGCACUGAAGGGCAACACAUAUCUCUUUUGGGUCAAGCACACCCAUGAAGGCCUCUGAUAAUGAAAAAAAACAACAACAAAAAAGGAAGUAGGUGGUCCUGUGGUAUGAUGUUGAAAGCUUGUGUGAGAGAGACAGCAUAGUUGCCACAACACUAAGUGUGUUGCUUGUAACAGUGUUUUCGCUGG